Messenger RNA from Trichobilharzia szidati, 1172 nucleotides. Lineage: Eukaryota; Metazoa; Platyhelminthes; Trematoda; Strigeidida; Schistosomatidae. The record is from the annotation of a GenBank genome assembly.
GCGAAAUACAAUCAGAAGUAUAAUCAGUGUCUGUGUGUGUAUUCACGUAUUCGUUGACCCCCUUCCAGUCAUCAGCCCAAGUCAGCAUCAUAAUGACAAGAUACCAGUCAAAGCUUGAUGUUGAGAAGACACAGGAAGCUAUCAAAUACCUGAGGCAUUGUUUCCAGAAACACCUGUCAGCCAACUUGAAUUUACUGCGAGUUUCCGCUCCAUUAUUCGUGCCAGUGAACAGUGGUUUGCAGGAUGAUUUGUCUGGUGUAGAACGUGCCAUCUGCUUCGAUGUUCGAUCCGGUGAGCGUGCAUACAUCAAUCAGUCGUUGGCUAAAUGGAAACGCAUGGCACUGCACAAAUACCCGUUGAAGCACUACCAAGGCAUAUACACAGACAUGAAUGCGAUAAGACGUGAUGAAGACGUCUCUUCAUUGCACUCCUACUAUGUGGAUCAAUGGGAUUGGGAGCUGGUUAUCCAGAGAGAUCAGAGGAAUGAGAAGACAUUGGAGGAAGUCGUUGAAAAGAUAUAUGAUGCUAUGAAGCAGACGGAGAAAAUGUUGCUGAGCGCAUAUCCAGUGUUGACUAGAAAGCUACCGGAUAAGAUAACAUUUCUGAAGACACAAGAACUGGAGGAUCUGUAUCCGGAGAAGACACCUGUAGAACGCGAGUAUCUUGCAGUCAAACAGUAUGGUGCUGUCUUUCUGAAGCAAAUCGGCAAGGUGUUGAAGUCGAAGCAAGUGCACGACAAACGAGCUCCAGACUAUGAUGAUUGGGAGUUGAAUGGAGAUAUCCUGGUGUACAGUGAACACGAUGACAGAUGCAUUGAACUGUCAUCGAUGGGGAUCCGAGUGGACGAAGUGUCGAUGGAUAGUCAGUUACGACAGAGUAGUUGUGAAUCCCGGCGUCAAUUCGAAUAUCAUCAGAAGGUGCUGUCUGGUGAAUAUCCACUGACAAUAGGUGGUGGUAUUGGACAGAGUCGACUGUGUAUGUUCUUCCUGGAGAAGAAGCAUAUUGGUGAGGUGCAGGUUAGUAUAUGGCCAGAACAUGUCCGUCGUGAAUGUGAGGAGAAUAAUAUCUUCUUAUUGUAAAUAGAAUGGAUCGAUUCCUCCAAACAGCUAAUCUUCCAUAGGCAAAUACUGUUCAUCCUGAUUGUUCAUCUGUGACGCAUUAUCUCUCCAAAU